This is a messenger RNA of Paramecium primaurelia, 1244 nucleotides long. The record is from the annotation of a GenBank genome assembly. Lineage: Eukaryota; Ciliophora; Oligohymenophorea; Peniculida; Parameciidae.
AUGACAGCCCUCUAAGAGCAAAUCACAUUAUAAGAACCAUCUAAAUAUAAUCAAGAAGAAUAGAUAGGAUCUGGAAAUACUAAUACUGAAAUAAAAAAUCAAAAAGAAGAAUCAUAAUAUUUUUAUAGAUUAUUAAUUACGCAAUUAAUAAUAAUAUUUAUUUCAACAUUUUUACUUAGUAAUAAAUGGUUCUUCUAUGUGAAAUAUACUCCAAAAAGUAAAGUAAAUUUUCAUACUUAUUGUGAAACAUAUGGAAGAUGUUAAUAAAUGUAUGAAUAUCCAAACUAAUACAACAAUAAAUAAGAUAUUUUGAAUAAUGGUGGUUCCCAAGAAAACACAAUUUAUACAAACUUAUAUUACUGUUCUUUUAUCAUGUAUCCUUUAUUUUUAAUUUUACAAUCAGUAUUUAGAAAUUAUUAAUUAUUUGUAAGUUUUAUUUUUAUCAUUUAAGAAAAAAAGAUAGAGACUUUUUCACUAUUUAUCAUAUCCAUUAAUGAGUCUAUUCAUCUAAGUUUGUACACACUAAAUCUCUUAAACAAGAUGUAUAAUAUAUUAAAUUAUCUUAGGGUAUAUUGGUUUUGAUUAUUUCAGAUUAUUAUUGAUAUAUCUAAUUGGUAAUAUUUCAUUUUUUUAUUUGAAUCAAAAAUACUUCAAAUGGUAACUUGAAGUCAAAUCUACAGCAUAAAAGUUUCUGAAUUACUCCAUAAUUAUUAUUGGUCUAAAAGGAAUACUGGAUUUUAUCUCUUUUAAUAGUUCUAAUUAUAUACCACAUUUGUUAUUAGCUUUUUAUAUAUAAGUAUAUUUAUUACAUCUUAAUAAAAACUUAUUCCAAGUAAAAAGAUUUAAUUAACAUUAGUAAAACAAUAAAUAUAUCAUUCAUAAUUAAUCACUUUUGUGUUUGACAAUAAAUAGACUAAAAUCACUAUUUGAUGUUUAAGAUGUCUAUAAAUAAGUAGCUGAGACUCAUUUUGUUAUAUCAAGUAAGAUAAUGAAGAAUGGAAUUAUUGGAAUUAUUAUUGCUUUAAUUUUAAGAGAUUUCCUCUUUAGUUAUUUUACUUUUUUUGUUCUAAGUGUAUUCUUAUUAAUCUUAGUAUGGGAUACAUCACUUGUGUCUACAGUAUAUAUUGAUUUUAUAUUCUUAGUCAUCAAAACUUACUUUAAAAGAUCAAUAUUAGGCAGCCAGUUUAUUCUUUUUAGAUAUCCUAAUACCAAUCAGAAAUAUAAUCCUAGUACUUCUUGCUUGA